CGACAAAUGUCCUACUACUUCACCAUCCUCUCCCCCACAGAUGUUCCUUUGUUCAACAUCGCCUUCGGCACCUCCAAAAGUGGUGGCGAUGGAAUUGCCCGCUUCCGUUUUCCGGAUACCGCCCAAUACAUGAAUCAAUUCAUCAUUCAUUCAAGUCUGGAUGUUGUUGAGGAAGCUCAGUGGAUGAAUGGGAAUAUGUAUUUAAAGCACAUCGACACCUAUCCCCCGGCCUCAGCCUACAUCUCCGCCUUCCUCGCUCCCUCCGGCGCCCGAUUUCUCCUCCUACAUCAACCGCCUCAACUUCCAUCUGCGUCUACCGGAAGCGGCUCGUCCUCGCUCUUAGGAUCGAGUUUCUCGGCUUCUGCCCUGGGAGGUGGAAGUUCCAGCAGAGCAUCGUCCAGUUCAAUCGGGGCGAACCCAACCUCGCCGCAGACCGAGGAGGCCGUCCGCCAAUUCAUGAACGAGGUUUACGAAAAUUAUGUUAAGACUGUGAUGAGCCCAUUCUAUAGACAAGGAUUAGAGAUUAAGAGUCCAGUUUUUAGGUCCAGGGUUACAGCUGCGGGAAGAAAAUGGCUGUAAUCUCUCUAUCUCCUUCCCAACUUAAUACCAUCUUUGCUACUUAUGUCCUGUUGUUCUUUUGAGCAUAUUCUACUGUGUAUCUUUUCUUGAGUCAAUGAUUAGGUUCUACUUCAAAGGCUUAAUAAAACGGGGCGCACCACUGGUGACCUAUUCUCCUGGGCUGUAUGCGCAGGGACCGGGAGCGGCUAUCUCGUACAUUUUACAUUCAGGAACGGAGUUUUGGCAGAAGUCGAACAUUCAUUGUAUUACUGCUGCGAGCUUCGUAUAGG
This is a messenger RNA of Aspergillus alliaceus, 848 nucleotides long. RefSeq names its product TRAPP subunit TRS20. The record is from RefSeq and is a predicted model, not a curated record. The transcript is spliced from 2 exons. Gene Ontology annotation, cellular component: TRAPP complex; cytoplasm; nucleus. Gene Ontology annotation, biological process: endoplasmic reticulum to Golgi vesicle-mediated transport. Lineage: Eukaryota; Fungi; Ascomycota; Eurotiomycetes; Eurotiales; Aspergillaceae. Bases 7 to 579 code for a protein of 190 amino acids.